Molecule: messenger RNA, 1558 nt
Organism: Monascus purpureus
Lineage: Eukaryota; Fungi; Ascomycota; Eurotiomycetes; Eurotiales; Aspergillaceae
Source: the annotation of a GenBank genome assembly
GUUCACAAAGCGAUUUUAGGAUCCUAGUACGCCUUGAAGGGGCGCCUAGUGUAUUAACUAUAGCACUAACAUGAUUCGCUUCGUCCCCCGCUCAUGACUAAUAUGGGGACCAAAAUCACACAAAGCCCAAAGACUAAUGCAAACGUUGAUUCUAUCACAUCCCGCGCACGAAUUCGUGAUAACCAGCGCCGUUCUCGCGCACGGCGCAAAGAAUACAUACACGAUCUUGAGCAACGGUUGCGCAGGUUCGAGAGCCUCGGUGUAGAGGCAACGCUUGAAGUACAAGCAGCAGGAAGGAAGGUUGCUGCGGAGAACGCCCUCCUCCGGUCACUGCUGAGGCAGCAUGGAGUUUCUGAAGAACAAAUUCAAGACUACUUGGAAUCACACACAGCGAAUGAUAGUCCGUUCAAUCCCCCAUUGACAAAGGUCCCACGACUGGUAAUCUCGCCCUUGCCGGGAACUCAAAGCGAUCAACUAGGGCGACACAGUGUUUUACGACCAUCUUCUUGUCUCCCUCAGAUGGACAAUUCUUUGCGCGAGACAAGCAUUAGGAGAAUCGGCUCGUUGGUGUCAGAUUCAGUUGCCAACAGAGAUGGAAAUGUUCCCCAUGAGCAUACCUCCAAUGCAGAGCAACCUACCACCGACGGCUUUGUUAGUCCUGGUGCUUUCAAAUUACAGCAGCCUAGGGGGAGGCAAUACACGGGUCAUUCUACACCAUGUGAGACUGCAGCCAGAAUUAUUACGACCAUGCGAGGCUGCCAAGAUACCCAUGACGUGCGAGCUGAGCUGGGGUGCCAUUCGCAAUCCAAUUGCAUGGUGAGAAACAUGGACAUUUUCGAGAUAUUGGACAAAUAAUUGUCUAGAUCAUGCAAACUUGGAAUCGUUUCUGCAUGCAUGGCGCAUGAGAGAGUAUUAGGGUAGACUCCUAUGGACGCACCCUUCAGCAACGCUUGUCUCUGGUGUCCAGGGCUGAAACCGAAGCCGUUCAAAUAGUCCUCUAUGUCGAAAGGGAUAAUGUCGAAUGUUGGGGCUCCUCUCGAUGUUAACUCCUCAGUUGCAAAACCUACAUGUCGGAAAUGACCUUUGGCACUUUGCUCCCUUGUACCUGCAGUGUCGAGGCACUAUUCAAGGGAAAGUCAAAAUUCUGACCGGGUCUUCCUUAAACCCAAAAUCAACCUACCCAAUCUGCUAUAGCAGACUCGUACACCUCUUAACGCACAACCGAUUUUCAACGUGGUCCUUAUACAUCUGAGAGUCUGAUUGCUGCCAGUCACUAUACUCCCUCACUGUUUUGCCAGGGGGAAGAUCUGGAAUCAUAAGGGCAUCAACAGGGCCGGGACUUGAAUACAGCAACAAGGGUGGGGAACCAGCUGGCGUAGUCAUCGCAGAGCUGAGGAGGCUGAGGAGAUGGUGUUGGUAGAAAAUUGAUAUUGAUUGGUGGACAAGUUGAUUCAGUCGGGAGAUAUUUAGGAGUCUUUCAUUGCCGUUCAAGCCACUGUUGGUUCUCUGCAUAAAGCUGUUCUCAGAUCUCAUUAGGAAUAUCAUCAUGAGUCCCAAG